AUGAAGAUCACCUCGCUGUUCACCUGUGCCCUGCUGGCGCUUGCCGCCCCCGCUACGGCGGCUUUCGACCUAAAGAUCACCGAGAUGUGGAUGGGCAACGAGCCCGGUUCCAAUCUGACCGAGGACUGGGUCGAGAUCACCAACAUGGGUGACACCGCCUGGGUCGAAGCCGUCGAUGGCGGCCUCUGGUUCGAUGAUGGCUCGUUCGACGCGUCCGCUGCCGACCCCAUGUCGGGCAUCCCUUCGAUCGCUCCCGGCGAGGCGGUCAUCUACGUGAAUGGCGACGCGGCCGCCAUCGAUGAGUUCCUCAGCGUCUGGGGCCUCGCCGCCGGCAGCUUGCAAAUCGGCAUCCACGACGGCUCGGGCCUCGGCCAGGGCGGCGACGGCGUUGCGAUCUUCCGUUCGGUAGCGCAGCCGACCAUCGACGACAUCGUCGACGCCCAAGAGUACGACGACGCGUCGCUCAACGGCGGUCAGUCGUGGGACGUUCUCGUCGGCGGCUUCAGCACCAUUGGCAACUCGUCCGGCGCGUUCCAGAGCGCUCUGUCCAACGACGAGGGCCAGUUCGCGAUCGCCUCGCCCCCGGGCACGUUGGUUCCCGAACCGACCGCCGCGGUGCUGGGCAUGAUCGCCCUGGGGGCCUUCGCCGGCGCGGCGACGUUCCGCUUCGAGUCCUCGGCGGAUCCAGCGAAUGGCCAAGCCGUCGCCGCCAAGUCCGUCGAGGGCCGGACGAUGUCGAUAGCGGCGUCGCCCGCCGGGGCGGUGCUCGACUUUCGUCUUGGCGGACUCGGC
Molecule: messenger RNA, 792 nt
Organism: Symbiodinium sp. CCMP2456
Lineage: Eukaryota; Dinophyceae; Suessiales; Symbiodiniaceae
Source: the annotation of a GenBank genome assembly